Messenger RNA from Penicillium olsonii, 1497 nucleotides. NCBI's taxonomy places the organism in Eukaryota, Fungi, Ascomycota, Eurotiomycetes, Eurotiales, Aspergillaceae. The record is from the annotation of a GenBank genome assembly.
AUGCACCCGAUGUCUUCUGGCUCUCCUAUUGCAAUCCUUGCGACGCACACAGUGCAAGGUGCAAAUAACAACAAUGCGAAGCUUGCAAGCACUUUCAAGAUUGGGCCCUUCGAUCACUUGCUGCCACCCUCUGCUGUAAUCGCAGUCGUCUUUGUGUGGAGGCGGCCCUUGGACAGCAAGGCCGCUACUUCUGACCCGAUCAUUUCGUUUAACCUUUUGCAAAUGGCCCUUUCCCGGUUACUGGACUUUUAUCCACACCUCACAGGUCGUGUGCAUAUCAAUGACGAGGAUGGGAGUCCUGAAAUUAAUCGAUUGGGCGCAGGUGUAGAAUUAAGUGAAGCGCUCUGCGAAACUGCACUGCCCUCAGAAGCCACAGAAUUCUCUCGCGGGGGCUUCCCAGACCAGGGGAAUCUACUCCUUCCACAAAGGAUUGGUUCGCACAAUGAUUUCUCUCAGCAGCCAAUUUUGAGUAUUCAACAUACACGCUUUGGGUGUGGAUCUGUCUCACUCGGUGUGUGUAUAAGCCACACCGUCUGCGAUGCUCAUGGGUUUGUCCAGUUGAUGGAAGAUCUUUCAGAAAUUUACCGCGGAUUUCGAAGAUCAGGACAUACAGACAUCUCGCCAAAGAGCGUACAGCUAGACAAAAUACCUUGCAUCACUUCCCACCUGUCCGAUGUUUCUUUAAGCUCGCAGGAAGUCCAGAAAGCAUUGAGCGUCGAGCCUGCUGAUUAUCAGAUUGAAAAAAUCCCAACGGUGAUGAGCUUCACGUCAGACAAACAUGUCACUGGAAAGGUGCUAUAUUUUGGCCCAGCUGAGCUGAAGGCCUUAAAACAUGCCGCAAGUCCUUCUCUACAAGGUCAUUGGAUCUCGACUUUCGAAGCAAUUUCAGCACACCUCUGGCUGAGUGUCCAGCGAGCAAGGUCUCAUUAUCAAAGCUUAAACAAUACCGCGUUUGACAACAGAGAGACUGCGGACCUUCUUACAUCACUUGAUUGGAGAGAGUCGACACGCCUCAACCUUCCACCGAGAUACUUCCCGAACGCUGUAUCCGAGCCUUUUAUCACGUUGCCUCUAAAGGAUCUUUCCCACGAGGCGUUGCCGGAAACGGCAAGCAUUAUACAUGAGGUUUUGCGUGCAAGAACGCCCAAGGAUCAGAAUGAAACCUUAUCGUGGGUCAUGGCACAGCCCAAAAAGGAUCACAUAAAUUUACGGUGUCGAUUCAACGACAGAAGCUUCAUUAUCAGCCAAUGGAGCAAGCUUAAUAUGUACGCGGUCCAUUUUGAGACGGACAGUAAGGGAUACUCUAUACUCCCAGAGCGGGUAUGGCCCCCUUUCACGGAGACCUCGUUAGUCGAUGGGCUUGCCUACUUUCUCCCAACGGGAAGAGAUCUAAGCGAUGAUACCGACGGGCUUGGAAUAGAAAUCGCGUUAUCUCUUCACGAGCCCAUUUGGGACAUUCUUGAAAAAGAUGUGUGUUUUAGAAAAUUUCGCAGAUAA